Messenger RNA from Caenorhabditis angaria, 1195 nucleotides. Lineage: Eukaryota; Metazoa; Nematoda; Chromadorea; Rhabditida; Rhabditidae. The record is from the annotation of a GenBank genome assembly.
AUGGCGGAUCCGAAAUUAUUCAAAAAAUUGGUUAGUUUUGGAAAAGGUCAUCAAGUUGAAGCUGUUUAUGAAGAUUCUUUAUCAAGUGGAAGCUCAAUUGGAACUGUUAUUUCAUUUCAUGGAUCACCUGGAUCACACAACGAUUUCAAAUAUAUUCGAGAGAAUUUAGAAACUCUUGGGAUUCGAUAUAUCGGCCUCAAUUAUCCUGGUUUUUCUAAUACGAAAAGUUAUCCUGGACAAAGUUUUGAAAAUGACGAGAGACAAAUGUACACCGAUGCUUUGCUCAAAGAAAUUGAUAUUUCUGGAAAAAUUAUUUAUAUUGGACAUAGUCGAGGAUGUGAAAAUGCACUUCAAACAGCAGUUGAAAACAAUGUAAGUUUCAGCAUUUUUUUGUUGUAAAAUUCCUUAUAAUUUUCAGGCUCAUGGCUUGGUGCUUUGUAAUCCAAUCGGUCUCAGACCACAUCGAGGUAUUUCUCCACCUCAGCGACUUCGAAAUAUUGAACGAUUUUAUGACACUCUUCCGAAAUUUCUUGCCGAUCCUUUCAUUUUUCAACGUAAGUCUUGAAGUUUCAAAUAUUCUUGGAAAAAACGAAACAGUGUGUGUUUCGAAGAGAGCACAGAGAAAAAUAACGAAAUAGAGCACACUUGCUUUCCUCAAAUUUUUAUUUUUUUAAUUCACAAAAUUUCAGUGUACAAGUUUGUUGGAUUUCGACCUCAAAAUCCGGAAGAAUGUAUAAGCGCAUUUCGAACUAUGAAUCGAGUUAUGCUAGCUGGACAACUUCCAUUCAUUGAGAAACUCAAUGAGCUGAAGGUAAGUAUUGAUAUUCUUAGAAUUUCAAAUAAAUAUUAUUUAUUUUCAGACAAAAGUUUUAUUCUUGUAUGCUGGAAAAGAUCAUUUGAUGGAGCCGGAAAUCAUGUUCGAAGUUUUGGAAAAAUACAAGGAUUUAGUAGAUCUUGUAAGUUUUUCUAUUUUGAAAAGAAUUUUCAGCGAUUUUAAAAAACAUUGUUUCAGAAAUUCGACGAAGAACCGGAAAUCGAGCAAGUUUUGGAAAGCUUUGAAGAACAUAAAGGCGCUUCAGUCUACAUCAAAAAAGACAACCAUUUCCAAAAUAAAUUCCGCGCCGAUCUUAUCUCGAAAACAAUCAAUUCCAUGUUGUCACCUGUUGUUUUUGUUCCGCAAAAAAAUAAAUUGUAA